AUGACCCCACGUCCUACUUACAGGAAGCCUUACCCUGAGUACUUUGAUGUGGUGGACCUCGGAAGGAACCCUAAGAUUCCAGAAUUCACCAAGUUCUCAGGUGAGGAUAAGGUAUCCACCAUUGAACACAUUGCCCACUUUAUAGUCCAAUGUGGUAAUUUGGACGGACUGGAAGCAGCCAAGCUUAGGUUGUUCCCCAACUCCCUUACAGGGUUGACCUUCACUUGGUACUUCAAUCUACCCGCCAACUCGAACCAAAGUUGGCAGGAGAUGGAGGAGCUCUUUCACACUCAGUUCUACCGGACUGAGCCUGAGAUCACCAUAGGGGACCUGGCCAAACUGACCCAAGAAUCAGGUGAGGCCGUCGAUGGGUUUAUUACCCGGUUCAAGACGGCCAAGUACAAAUGCCUAUCCACCUUGCCCGAAACCGAAUAUGCAAGGAUGGCCUUGGGAGGGCUCAGUUUUGAGCUUCGGAAAAGGUUUGCUGGAAACAGUGAGCAGAAACAGGUCGACUACAUAGAGCUUGAUGUAGACGCUGUGGAAAUCGCAGAAGGAAAAUCCUAUGUAUGUAAAGCUCUGGUCAGGCCGAAUGAUCAGGCCAGGCAGGCUGAGCCACCUAAGACUGCUCCUCAAAGGACCUUUGAUUCGAAGGUAACGUACUCCUUCGACAUUUCAAAGGCCGAAUUGAUCUUUGAUCAGCUGCUCAAGGACAAGCAGAUCAAGUUGCUACCUGGCCACUAG
Molecule: messenger RNA, 741 nt
Organism: Telopea speciosissima
Lineage: Eukaryota; Viridiplantae; Streptophyta; Magnoliopsida; Proteales; Proteaceae
Exons: 2
Coding region: 1-741 (246 amino acids)
Source: RefSeq, a predicted model, not a curated record